CAAAUAGCUAUUCGUCUUUGUUUCUCUUUGUCUAUGUCUUCACCUUCCCUCAAUAAGAACAAAUAAUAAAUUCAUCCUAACACCCUUCUCUUUCUUCUUUCUAUAAUUCGAAAGUCAGGGCGCCUGUAACAUAAUCAUCAUUCGACAGAUAAUAUCGAGUUUGAGUUGGUGGGAAGGGUGUUCGUGAAAAACGUUGGUGAAAAGAACCAAUAAUUAAUUUGGUAUGUUCAUAAUAUUAAUUAAACAUAUAGAUUUAUUUUAAGUAUAUAAAGGAGGGGAGGGGAGGCUAAAGAUAUAAAAAAAAAAUGGAGUCAUCACCAAAAACACCAGACAGCAAAGGAGCAGGAGCAGCAAGUGCAACAAAAUCAUUAAUGGACAACCUUUUGGGACUACUGAGAAUCAAAAUAAAGAGAGGAGUUAACCUUGCUGUUCGUGAUGUUCGAACCAGUGAUCCUUAUUGUGUUGUCAAGAUGGGUAAAAAACAGAAACUGAAGACGCGAGUUAUAAAGAAGGAUAUUAAUCCUGAGUGGAAUGAAGAACUGACCCUCUCUGUCUCUGAUCCCAGUCUUCCUGUUAAGCUGACUGUUUAUGAUCACGACACGUUCAGCAUGGACGACAAAAUGGGAGAUGCAGAAUUUGACAUAAAACCAUUUGUAGAAGCACUGAAGAUGAACUUAGAUGGUCUCCCAUCUGGCACUGUAAUUACAAGAGUACUGCCUUGUAGGACAAACUGCCUCGCCGAAGAGAGUAGAGUUGUAUGGCAAGAUGGUAAGGUUGUUCAAGAUAUGAUACUAAGGUUGAGAAAUGUUGAAUGUGGAGAAGUUGAACUCCAACUUCAGUGGAUUGAACUUCCUGGCAGUAAGAUUUUGUAGAAUGCGCGCGCAUAUAUCUUGUUGUCUAUAGCUUACAAAACUCUUUUCUGCUCCUACAAUUUAAUGGUUUGUGGGAUAUGGUAAUGGAGUUUGAUAUAUAUAUAUAUAUAUAUAUAUAUAUAUAUCAAACUCAAUGAAGACCUCUUCACUCUGCACUUAUGUGCACAAGAAUUGUAGCUUAGUUGGAUAUGGGGUUUAAACUUUUUCAUUUGUAAUCAUGUAAUUAACUGGAAUUACUUUUGUAAUAAUGACAAUGCAGUUUAUUUGCA
Molecule: messenger RNA, 1141 nt
Organism: Nicotiana tabacum (common tobacco)
Lineage: Eukaryota; Viridiplantae; Streptophyta; Magnoliopsida; Solanales; Solanaceae
Product: protein C2-DOMAIN ABA-RELATED 4
Source: RefSeq, a predicted model, not a curated record